AUGACGAUGAAUUUCGGCAAUAUGACCCUUGGGGGUGCCAUGGCCACCUUCGGUGGUCAGUCCAACCCCAUGUGUAAUUACACGAGUCCGCUGGCGAAGAAGUUCGUGUACAAAGAGGUCGGGAAGGUAUACUACCCACUCCGCCGUCACGUAUUCCGCACCAAAGUUCGCACCGCCGCAGAGAUCCGCUUCAACGAGAUCGUCAAGCGGUACAUGAAGGAAAAGAUGACGUUCAAGAGGGGCUGCUACGCUGCAACCAUCACUAACACUGUAGAACUGGACCACAUGGGCAGCAUUAUCCCGAAGGACGAGUACGAGGUCAAGCGCCUGACCAGCUAUAUGACCAGCAAAAAGAUGAGCAAUGACUAUAAGAAGCACAUGCAGGAGCUGUGGACUCGUGUGCUGUUUGUGUGCGAGUCGACGAACCUGGUCGGCGUGACUGAGAACGCGAUGCACCAGAACUCACGCCCUGGCACGGAUGAGGAAUUCAUGUCCCUCAUUUGGUACUCCUCCUUCGUCACGACGUUGAUGGCGUUUGUCGUGACCCUGUGCAUCUGGUGGUACCGCUACGGCCAGGCCCCGCAGUACGCUGAGUUCAAGUAA
Messenger RNA from Leishmania major strain Friedlin, 603 nucleotides. RefSeq lists its product as hypothetical. The transcript has a single exon. The coding region runs from base 1 to 603 and encodes 200 amino acids. NCBI's taxonomy places the organism in Eukaryota, Euglenozoa, Kinetoplastea, Trypanosomatida, Trypanosomatidae. The record is from RefSeq and is a predicted model, not a curated record.